Abrus precatorius (Indian licorice) is the source of this 381-nucleotide messenger RNA. RefSeq lists its product as uncharacterized. Lineage: Eukaryota; Viridiplantae; Streptophyta; Magnoliopsida; Fabales; Fabaceae. The coding region runs from base 1 to 381 and encodes 126 amino acids. The record is from RefSeq and is a predicted model, not a curated record. The transcript has a single exon.
AUGUGGAUUUAUCAAGCUUUGAAAUCUCAUAAGAUAUCUCCUAAGUUCAUUAGGUUGUUUGAAGUAUUGAGUAAAAUUUGUCCUGUAGUGUACCAGAUAGUGUUACCUCCGAAUCUCUCAAAUCUACAUCCGGUGUUCCAUGUGUCACAACUCAAGCAAUAUGUGUCAGAUCCUUCUCACGUGAUUAACCUUGACCCGAUGCAAGUGAAGGAGGACUUGUCCUAUGAUGUGUACUCGGUGAGGAUUACGAACCGUGUUAAGCAGUUGAGGGGCAAGGAAUUCUCGUUAGUGAAAGUGAUAUGGAGUUCAAGUGAUGAGGGAGAUGUCACAUGGGAAACCGAGAGUAGAAUAAGGGAACUAUAUCCGAGAUUAUUUAUGUAA